UUCAACAAUUCAUUCAACUCAUUGACAAGGACUGCGUUUGAACUUUCCGCUGUCUUUCUGAGAAAUUUCUUCACCAGUUGGUCGAUCUCUUCACAGGCUGCUAUUUUGUAUUGAAUUGUUUACACCUAACCAUACGGAACUACCAACGGUCGGCGUCGUCAUUCAAAGAUGUCGAAAAUUCGGCACGAAUGGUAUCAAACGGAAAUUGCCGUCGUCGUCAGCGUCCUACACAAGAAUGCCAAGGCGGAAGACGUUGAUGUGCAGUAUGGCGAGAAAUCAGUAAGUGUAUCUAUCAAGCUGUCCGGUGGCAGUGAUUACAUGCUAGAGCUGGACCUGGCACGGACCAUCCUCCCAGACCAAUGCAUCACCAAGAUCCUCGGCACCAAGAUUGAAUUAAAAAUGAAGAAGGCCGAAGGUGUGAGAUGGUCAACGCUGGAGGAUGACGGCCAGCAACAGGCUGCUGUAAAAACGUUUGCCACCGCUGAUUCUGCGAGCAGUGCAGCGGCGCACACCUAUCCAUCAGCCGCCCCCAAGGACUGGAACAAGAUUGAGCGCGACAUCAAGGAGGCGGAGAAGAAUGAGAAACCAGAAGGAGAUGCGGCUUUGCAGAAGCUGUUCCAGCAGAUUUACGGCGAUGGCAAUGAUGAAGUGAGGCGUGCAAUGAACAAGUCCUUCUCUGAAAGUGGCGGAACUGUCCUCAGUACCAAUUGGGGUGAGAUCGGGCAACAGAAAACAGAAGUGAAGCCACCCGAUGGCGUCACGUACAAGAAAUUUGAACAAUAGGCCAUCCCUCAUACACUCCCCCCCCCCCCCCCCCCCCCCCCCAUCUCUCUCUCUCUUGCUGCUAACGUUUUCUCUGCUAGCCUUGCUCUUGACUAAGCUGGCUCUGCUUUAGCCAUCAUGAAACACAAUCUACAAUUCAAUCCAACCCAGAUCAGAUCACGCCCUGCCAAUGUACAGUUUUCAGAGCCACGUCCUGCUCCCUCCACUCCUAAUAUUCUUCAGGCGGUGGAGGUCGAGGGCUUCUUUCUCCGACAUCAAAAAUAGUGGUAGCAGGUACUGCUGGCGAGCAUUUAUUUCUACUAGUUCUCUUUAGGUUUUAGAUAUCUGUCACGUAUUCUCCAUAGCUGAUCGCCACUUAAAUUUUGCCUCUCCUCGCGGAUCCACACUGGGUGCUGGCGCUCUCUCUCUCUCUCUCUCUCUCUCUCUCUCUCUCUCUCUCUCUCUCUCUCUCUCUCUCUCUCUCUCUCUCUUCUUUUUGCCGCCUAUGCUAUGUUUCUGCUGAUUGUUUUCAUUUUGCUCGGCUGGCUUGUUAUGAAUGCCUUUGUACUUUUUUUAAGUUGCAUUUUAUCUUCAACUUGUGUCUCGGAUGACAUUUUUUCCUCUUGAGUUAUAUUCUGUGGGAUGGUUGUGGUUCUGUU
Messenger RNA from Sycon ciliatum, 1421 nucleotides. RefSeq names its product protein SGT1 homolog. Gene Ontology annotation, molecular function: protein-folding chaperone binding. The transcript is spliced from 5 exons. The coding region runs from base 169 to 783 and encodes 204 amino acids. The record is from RefSeq and is a predicted model, not a curated record. NCBI's taxonomy places the organism in Eukaryota, Metazoa, Porifera, Calcarea, Leucosolenida, Sycettidae.